AUGGCUGACUCUGUCACGGUGAAUAUCCUUUUCGAUAUCCGUCGCCUGCCCGAGGACAAAGGAGGCUGCGGCAUGGACGAGAUUUCCGCCAAAGCGGGUACUAUGUUGACCUUCAAUCCAUACAGAACGGACCGACACAAAAACUGGGCAUUUGUCCAGAUGGUGUAUCUCAGUCCGCCAUCAGCAUUCCUGGCCAAUAGCUCCUACGGCAACGAAUACGGCCAUCAGGGGAACAAUAAUACCGACUAUUGGAAGGCCACAUCACCAAACACCACGGGUCUCGAUUCAGCCUUUCUCAACUGCCUCAACAUGACCAUUGCAGCCGCAAUUCCCAUUAUCGAUCCCACAUUCUUCGUUAAGGCCCCCAAGGACAAGCUGUCCUCGGGCCAGAUUGCUGGUAUUGCAGUGGGAAGCGUGGUGGGAGCCCUCCUGCUGGAAUGA
This is a messenger RNA of Serendipita indica DSM 11827, 441 nucleotides long. NCBI's taxonomy places the organism in Eukaryota, Fungi, Basidiomycota, Agaricomycetes, Sebacinales, Serendipitaceae. The record is from the annotation of a GenBank genome assembly.